Molecule: messenger RNA, 7545 nt
Organism: Caenorhabditis bovis
Lineage: Eukaryota; Metazoa; Nematoda; Chromadorea; Rhabditida; Rhabditidae
Source: the annotation of a GenBank genome assembly
AUGAGCCGGCUCUUGUUGGCAAUUGUGUUGUACGCAGUGAUGAUUGCUAUGGAAAGAGCUAUUGAGCAAGAAAUUGACGAUAUAGAAGAGAAAAUGAAUAAAUUUGCUGAAUUCGACACGGGAGUUGAGAACGUUGAAAUUGAUGAAUGUUUAGAAUAUGUUUGGAAUUCUCUUUGGCGUGUACCGUUUGCGAAUCGAACUCGAAAGUAUUAUGCAGUUGACGCUGAACUGCAGGAUGAAAUUAAUCGGAAUAGAGAUCUUGGAAUUCCUGAAAAACUUAAUAAGCAACUGAUAGAAGCAUUUUGUAACGUUCGACUCCAACAAGAUAUUAGUGUUUAUUCGAUAAAGUUGGGAAAAACUGGAAAUUUUACAUAUGACAUGAAAGCAGAGUCAAAAUGGAUUAAUAGUGCUGAAAAUGUAGUACAGUAUCAAAAAUCGAGAGAACGACUUGACAGAAUCAUCGAGAAGCGCACAUUUCUUCGAUAUUUAAUUUGGGUUAUCCAAGGAUCAAAAUUAUUCCUAGGCCUUGCAGUGUACUUAAAUGUUAAAGAAAUUGUCGACGUGUUUUAUAGAGGCAACAUGCAAGAGCAAGACUUCUACGAAUUUCGCCGGUACUGUUCGAGUGUGGUUAGCAUGGGAUGGGAUGCGAUCAGUGCUGUAGUAGCACGAAUACUAGCCGCAUAUCCUGUUCAAUCAAUCGUUUUGAGUAUUUUAUUAUGCAUUGCCCUUAGUGCUGGACUAGUCAAUAUUCGUCUGGAACAUGAUAUUCGUAAAUCUUUCUCGCCUGAAAAAUCGGAUUCAGCCUACGAAACUAAUGUAUGGCUUCAAUUUUAUGAGCUUGACCAAUAUCCUGAAAGAGCAUUUUGCAUGUUCACAGCAAAAAAUGGUGGCUCCAAUGUUUUAACGAGGGAGGCACUAUCCGAAAUCUCAUUUAUUGAUAGCCGUCUGACGAAUGCUGUAAAAUUACUAGAUGGAGAUGGUCGGCAGAAUUGUGAACCACUAUGCAAUCUAAAUGCUCCGUUUCAUCUAUUAAAAAAUAUGGAUGCAAUAACCAAUUCAACGAGUAAUACUGUAAUUGAUUUUCCUGAUAUUCGUGUUGAUGGAUUCGAUGUAUUUUUGGGUCUUCAUGUGAGUCCGGCGACAGUUAAUAUUAGCAACAAGUUGAUGCCUAUUAGUGCGAAAACUGUUGUCCUUUGGUAUUUUUCAAGAUCAGAUACUCCCGAAGGAGGUGUCGCGUUCAAGAACGCUGUUGAUGAAUUAUUCGAUUUAAGCAAAAAUUCAAGCGCGUUCAAUCAUAUUGACUUCACAAUUUUCAGCGAUAUCGUAGCAAAUCGCGAAAUGAUUCGUGGAGCCAUUGAGGCUACAACUUUAAUGACAAUAGGAUUUUUCUUGCUGCUCACUCAAGUAAUAAUUGUGAUCGCAAGGCUGUCAUCAGCGAAAAUGGUCCCGUUUUUGGUUGCGAGUGCCUUACUUAUUCCAAUUGUUGCAACGAUAGCCUCAUUUGGCACAAUUUGCUGGCUUGGACUUCCGUCAUUUCCAAUACAAUGUGUUACACCAUUCUUAGUUCUUGGAAUCGGUGUUGACGACGCAUUCAUUUUGCUUCAUCGAUGGAAGCAUCAUAUUUCGAUAAGUGAUACUUCAAAAAGAUUAGAGCAUGUCAUUGUGGAUGUAGGUCCUUCAAUUACCAUCACUUCGCUAACCAACAUAAUUGCGUUCGGCAUUGGAUUUUUCACACCAACCCCUCAAAUGUCACUUUUCUGCUUGACCGCCUCAAUAGCUUUACUAUUCGAUUACAUUUUUACUUACACUGUAUUCGCUCCAAUCGUAUUUUUAUGCAAUGAUAAGACGUAUGCGCCUGUGAUGAAGCCAGAGCUCCGAGAUCACGAGAGUUUCCUUGCGAAGUACUCACGAUUCAUUUGCUCUCUUCAAGGUCGUGUUCUUUGUGGAUUUCUAUUGGUUGUCAUGUACGGCUUAACAACGUACGGUGUUGUUACAAUGCGAACGAGUUUCGAACCAGCGAAAGCUUUUCCAUCGAACUCCAAAUUGGUUACAGCUCUCCGAGAUAUUAAGCCUGUGUUUAACACAUACUUUCCUAUUACAGUUGUUAUCAAUAAUCCGCCAGAUAUUGAAAACGAGAAUGAGUACCACGAUUUCUAUCGCUUUAUAAAUCGACUUGAGCAUGUCCCGGGAAUUCACGGAAAUAAUCGAACCCUACUUUUUUUGCCGCAAUAUGAAAAAUUCGAUCGAGCAGUGCAUUCGGUUCUUUCCAUAUUUUCCGAUGAUUACAUACCGUCGUAUGACAACCUGCGAUUUUGGAUCGAGAAAAUUGGAAAUCCGAAAAUUGCAAAAUUUGAAAAAAACGAGAAUGGAACAUUGGAAGUGAAAGCGUUUCGAAUGACGCUUCUCGGAAAAGGAAUGUCCGAAUGGGCGGAGCGUGCGCGGGCCAUGCAAAAUAUUCGCACCAUCUUACAGUCAGAGCCCAGUUUCAAUGCUACACUUUUUGAUUGCGAUUCUGCAAUUUUGAAUAUAAUUUUAUCGGUUGGGCAAGAUUUGAUCGGUUCGAUUGCAGUUACUGUGGUGUGUAUGGCUUUAGUGUGUUUUGUAUUCAUUGCAAAUAUUAAUGCUGUCGCUGUAAUAACGGCUGUGAUCGCUUCAAUUUGUUUUGUGCUCAUCGGCGGUCUAUCGUUUUGGGGAGCUGAUUUGGACCCGGUUGUUCAGGUCGAUGUGCUCCUUGCCACUGGAUUUUCCGUUGAUUACACAGCGCAUGUCGCUUAUAACUAUUUCCGAGCACGUGGAACAUCAUAUGAUCGCGUGUAUACAUGCUUGGCCGAAAUGGCCGAGCCGAUGUUUGAGGCGGGUCUUUCAACAUUUUUAUGCAUGCUUCCUUUAAUCUUUGUGCCGACAUACACAAUAGUCUGUUUUGCUAAAACGGUAUUCCUUGUUGUUUUCAUUGGUCUCCUACACGGUUUAUUUAUCCUACCGGUUGUCCUUUCAUUAUUUUCCAGUAGGCGACCGCUCGAGGAGAAAGAACUGGCCGUGACGAACGGAAGCGAUCAGCCAUUGGUUGAAAAAUACUUCCGCUUUAAAUCUGUUAUCAGCAUUGGUAUUCAUCAGAAUGAAGAAUUUCAACGAUAUGAUGGAUGGUAUAAUAACCUAGCGAAUAGUGAAUGGGGUUCAGCAGGUAGCAGGUUACAUAGAGAUGCACCAUCUAAUUACCCCGACGGCGUUUAUGCAAUCAACAACACCCUUCCAUCUGCCAGAGUUCUUUCAGAUCUAUUGUUCAAAGGGGAAGCUGGAAUUCCGAAUACGAGGAAUGUCACCACUCUCCUUGCAUUCUUCAGCCAAGUGGUUGCCUAUGAGAUCAUGCAAUCAAACGGUGUGAGUUGCCCUCUGGAAGUACUAAAUAUUCCUGUCCCGAAAUGUGAUGAAGUUUUUGACAAGCAUUGCGAAGGGAAAACAGAGAUACCAUUUACACGAGCCAAGUAUGACAAGAGCACUGGCAACGGAUUGAACUCACCCAGGGAACAAAUUAAUGAAAGGACAUCAUGGCUUGACGGUUCUUUCCUUUAUGGUACAACAGAGCCUUGGGUAAACUCGUUGAGAGCUUUUAAGAAUGGAAGACUUAUGGAAGGAAUUCCUGGCUAUCCGCCACUAAACAACCAUCACAUUCCGCUUAAUAACCCUGCUCCACCACAGGUUCAUCGUCUUAUGAGUCCUGACAGACUAUUCAUGCUUGGUGAUUCGCGAGUCAACGAAAAUCCCGGCCUUCUUUCAUUCGGACUCAUUUUGUUCCGCUGGCACAACGCCAACGCCGACAGAAUCAAUCGCGAGCAUCCAGAUUGGACAGACGAACAAAUUUUCCAGGCGGCUCGGCGUUACGUGAUUGCGACACUUCAAAAGAUUAUCGCUUAUGAUUUUCUGCCAGCCCUUCUUGGAGGAGUCGAAUUGCCGAAAUAUACGAAAUACAUGCCCCACGUGCCACCUGGCAUAUCGCACGCGUUCGCCGCCGCCGCCUUCCGAUUUCCCCAUUCAAUUGUUCCUCCGGCAAUGUUGUUGAGAAAACGAGGAGCCAAAUGCGAGUUCCGAACGGAAGUUGGCGGAUAUCCGGCUUUGAGAUUGUGCCAAAAUUGGUGGAAUGCUCAGGAUAUCGUUAGCGAAUACAGUGUUGAUGAAAUCGUGCUCGGAAUGGCGUCGCAGAUUGCUGAAAGAGAUGAUAAUAUUGUGGUUGAGGACCUGAGAGACUAUAUUUUUGGACCAAUGCAUUUUUCGAGACUUGAUGUGGUCUCUUCAUCGAUUAUGAGAGGACGAGACAACGGGCUCCCGCCGUAUAAUGUGCUGCGAAGAACAUUUGGCCUUGCUCCAAGAACUUGGGAAACAAUAAAUAGCGAGUUUUAUGCGAAGCAUAAGGAAAUGUUCGAAAAACUUAAAAACCUCUAUGGUGGUGAUAUUGGUCAUCUCGAUGCCUACAUUGGCGGAAUGUUAGAAGGCGGGGAAAAUGGUCCUGGCGAGCUUUUCAUUCAUAUAAUCAAGGAUCAAUUCGAGAGAAUUCGAGACGGCGAUCGAUUCUGGUUUGAGAAUCGUGUCAAUGGCAUCUUCACCGAUGAAGAAAUUGCGGAAAUAAGAAAUGUGACCCUUCGUGACAUCAUCAAAGCGACCACAGACAUAUCGGAAAACAUGCUCCAGAAAGACGUGUUUUUUUUCAAAGAUGGUGAUCCGUGCCCACAACCGUUCCAAGUAAAUACGACCGGAUUGGAAACAUGCGUUCCGUUUAUGGAAUCUACCUACUGGUCCGACAAUGAUGUCACUUAUAUUUUUACUCUCAUUGGGUUAGCAUGUGUGCCUUUAAUUUGCUUCGGGAUCGGUCGAUAUCUAGUCGUGCGUCGUUGUAGUAUCGGGCAUAAUGCUGCUUAUGACGACCUGACAGCAAUAUUUCCGACAAUCGACGAGCCAAAAAACAGCAUAGAUAUUUACAGUGUGAAUGCUCUCGAAUGGCUACAAGAAGAACACAUACGGCAAGUUCGAGUCGAAAUCGAAAACUCUACGAUUACUGUAAAAAAGCCACGUGGUGGAAUUUUGCGAAAAAUUCGGCUCAAAGAGAAUGUUGUCAUUGAUUUGAAGCACUCAGAGCCAAGAGCGUCAACAAUGCACGGACCAUAUCUGCUAGUUUCCCAAUCAAAAAACAAUGAUCUGGUUAUUCGUCUGCAUUCUGACAUUGACUUGAGCCAAUUUAUCACGAAACUUCGAGAAGCCGCCGCCAGCGUUGGAAGCAAUUUGAAUGUUGAAUCGAAACCAAAUAUGGAACUUCUUGAAAAUGCUACGACAAAGGAGCGAAGGCAGGAUCAAUUGCAGGCGGUCUUCCGAAAAGGAUACGCUAAAGUAUUCAAUACUACUGAGUUCACUAAUGAUGACGAAGAAAGCUUGGCGUCCACUGGAUCCGAGGAUUGUGUUGAAUCGCUAAGCAGAGCCGAACUUGCCAAUGCGAUCGGAAUGCGUGAAGACGAUUUGUUUGUGUCGCGAAUGUUCGCCUUGUGUGCCAAGCAAAACGAGGAAACCAUUAAUUUCAACGAGUUCUUCGCCAUUUUGCACAAAUUCGAUAAAUCGCCCAUGAAGGAGAAACUGAGAUUACUGUACAAAAUGUGUGAUUUGGAAGGUACGAAUCGUGUUUUGCGCAAGGAUUUGACGGAUGUCGUCCGAUCAUUGAACAAAGCCGCUGGUGUUAUGCUCGAUGAUGGAAGUCAGAAGAAACUCUUCGAUCAAGUCAUGUCGAGAGCAGUGUCACGAGAAGCAGAUUACUUAACGUUCGACGAGUUUGAAGCGAUUUUUGCGAAUGUUGAUUCUCGAAGAUUCGGAGCUCCAGUAAAUGAUCGUGGAGCGAGGAACAGAAAUCAACCGGAAACGUCAUCUAUUAGUUCGUUUGCGGUUGUUGAUAACUCGCCAAUGAUCAGCACGCCCAAAAAAUUCCUAUCAAGAGUCCUCGCGUUCCUGGAAACCUAUCGCCAACAUACCUUCAUCGUUUCCAUAUUUGUGUGCCUCAAUAUAAUAGUAUUCUUUGAGAGAUUUUGGCAUUAUCGUUAUAUGACCGAGCACCGUGAUUUGAGACGUGUUAUGGGUGUUGGAAUAGCGAUAACACGCGGAGCGGCCGGAGCGUUGUCAUUCUGCAUGGCUUUGAUUCUUCUCACUGUUUGCCGAAAUAUAAUCACCAUACUUCGAGAAACCAUCAUUGCACAGUAUAUUCCGUUUGACUCGGCCAUCGGGUUUCACAAAAUCGUCGCCUUGUUCACUUCAUUUUGGGCAAUCGUCCAUACCGUUGGGCAUUGUGUCAACUUCUAUCAUGUUGGAACUCAAAGUCAGGAAGGAUUGAACUGCUUGUUCCAGGAAGCUGUGUUUGGAUCCAACUUCCUUCCUUCAAUUAGUUAUUGGUUUUUCCAAACAAUAACUGGUUUGACGGGAAUCGCUUUAGUUGCUGUUAUGUGUAUUAUAUAUGUUUUUGCGUUACCCGCCUUCAUUCGACGGGCGUAUCGUGCUUUUCGACUUACCCAUUUGCUCAACAUUGCCUUUUACGCACUCACUUUUCUCCAUGGACUUCCUAAAUUGCUUGAUUCUCCCAAGUUUUUUUAUUUUGUCAUUGGACCAGUUAUCUGCUUCGUUCUUGAUUGGAUAAUUGGAAAAACAAAGUUCUAUAAAAGGCUUGAAAUCAUUGACGCUGCUAUUCUGCCCUCAGAUAUAAUUUACAUUGAGUUCCGCCGACCGCGAACCUUCGAAUACAAAUCGGGACAGUGGGUUCGAAUUUCAUCGCCGGCAAUUUCGUGCACGUUCAAUGAAAGUCACGCAUUUUCUAUUGCUUCCUCACCACAAGAAUCAACGAUGAAGCUUUAUAUCAAAGCAGUGGGACCAUGGACAUGGAAAUUAAGAGCAGAGAUCCAACGAGCCCAAGCUGAAGUCGAGCCAAUUUACCCACUGAUACAUCUUCAAGGUCCUUACGGCGAUGGAAAUCAGGAAUGGAUGAAUUACGAAGUUGCUGUGAUGGUUGGUGGCGGAAUUGGCGUCACCCCAUACGCAUCAACGCUUCUCGACCUUGUCAAGUUAACAUCAAGCGACGGCUAUAAUACAGUUCGCUGUAAGAAGGUGUAUUUCCUAUGGGUGUGCCCCACUCAUAAAAACUACGAGUGGUUUGUCGACUGUCUCAAGAAUAUCGAAGAGCAAGAUGCAAAGAAUAUUUUGGAAACCCACAUUUUCAUAACUCAAGUCUUCCACAAAUUCGACUUGAGAACCUCAAUGUUAUAUAUUUGUGAGAAGCACUUCCGAGAAUCCCAUGAAGGAGUUUCAAUGUUCACCGGUCUACACGCCCAAAAUCAUUUCGGUCGUCCGAAUUUCAAGGAAUUCUUCAGAUUCGUACAAGACCGACACGGAAAUCAAAACGAGAUCGGAGUGUUCAGCUGUGGACCAGCGAAUCUUAAUGAGAAAAUUGCUGAAGGAUGUGCGCAGGCUAACGGAAAUCGCAGCAACACUGCGCCGACAUUUUCCCAUCGCUUCGAAACGUUUUGA